AUGUCAGCUUCUUCUUCUCCUUCGGCCGUGCGAUCCCCUCUCUUCACGCUUGAGGAUGCGAAGAUCGCUUUCAACAUUUUUUGCUGUAUCUGCGGAAUCGGCUCACUCGGCAUGCCGUCCAACUACGCUCGCGCCGGCUGGGGUUACGCGACCGUCGCGUUAUUAUUCAUGGCGGUAUCGAACAUCUACGCCACCGUGCUGCUGUCAAAGGUGCUGAUGGUAGCCCCAUCUUCUGUGAAGACUUACGGUGACCUCGGCGAGUGGGUCGCCGGCAAGUGGGGCCGUUUUUUUGUGGUAGUCUCCCACAUGGGCGUUUGCCUUCUUGCUCCCUGCGCAUUCCUCGUACUUGGUGGUACGCUGUCGACGUGCUCUGUCCCGAUUCGGUCAGACAAACCGUGUGGGAUCAUCUUCAUGGCUGCAAUGGUCAUCACUGUGGCGUUGAUCCCCACUCUGAAAGAGAGUGCCUGCAUAGGGGCUGCACCACGAUUCGUAACCCUGUCUCUCGCGUACGCCGCUGCUAUUGUGAUCCCCGACCUCCAGCGACAGCAUUCACAGCCCGAGCGCAUGCCUCGUGUCAUUGUCGUCAGCCUGGGUCUUGCCUCGGCCUUCUUUCUCGCCAUCGCUAUUAUCGGCUACGUUGCUGGUGGGUGCCAGCUCUCCGGUAAUCUGCUCUUUUCGAUCGUGAACACGUCCGACCCCUACAGCACCACCACUCUGGGUUUUACGGCGAACCGGGGAGCAGUGGUCAUGUCCUACUUAUUCAUGCAGCUUCAUCUGUCGAUCGCCUUCUCGACAAUUCUACACCCGGCGUUUUACAUGGCGGAGCGUCUCGUGUUGGGGAUGCACAAGGAUGACACGCUUCCUACUGACAGCGAGGAGCGUGAGAUUGAGAUUGAGGAGAAGAUGUCGUACCUCGAUGACCUCUCUGAGUACAAGGGCAGCGUGAAUGUGGUUCGUUACGUCCUGGUGCGUAUCGCUUUGAUAGCGAUUCUAGCUGUGGCCUCUAUCCUGCUGAAGGACCAUUUCCUCGACUUGGUGGACUUUACUGGUGCCACUGCCAUCACUGUGUGCAGUUUGAUCCUGCCGCUUAUUUUCUACGCUAAGGUGUUUUGGAGGAAGAUUCCGAUGGGGGAGAAGGCAAUUUGCAUCACGAUCUCCACAAUCUGUGGAAUCGUCGGUUGCUAUGUGAUGAUCUACGCAGGAAAAAAACUAUUCAAUCCGGAUGACGAUGGAGCCACGUUCCCGUACUGUUCAACUGAGUACCAGGACGAACCGUACUAUAUAAGGAAUAGUACUGUAUCGAACUGA
Phytophthora infestans T30-4 is the source of this 1308-nucleotide messenger RNA. RefSeq names its product Amino Acid/Auxin Permease (AAAP) Family. Bases 1 to 1308 code for a protein of 435 amino acids. The record is from RefSeq and is a predicted model, not a curated record. Gene Ontology annotation, molecular function: amino acid transmembrane transporter activity. The transcript is spliced from 3 exons. Gene Ontology annotation, cellular component: vacuolar membrane. Lineage: Eukaryota; Oomycota; Peronosporomycetes; Peronosporales; Peronosporaceae. Gene Ontology annotation, biological process: amino acid transmembrane transport.